AUGGCACAAGGCAACAUCUACCCAGAGGAGAAAGCUGGUGGUUGGCCAGGUGCGGCAACAAGAGGAGGCAGAGAGAUGCGCAACGGCAGUCUCACAGUCCAAACAGGGCAGUGGACUAGCUGGGAAAACAUCGAGCAUCGGAAGCUCACAUGGAAGGAUCUUUGGGUAAUGGAAGGAAGCCAAAUUAGCUUCAUCAUCAGAGCCACCUAUGAUGUUCUUCCCACACCCAAGAACCUAAACCAGUGGCUGGGAGAAGAUCCCUCCUGUGCACUUUGCCAAACUCCUGGAACACUGCGGCACAUCCUCACUGGCUGCAAAACCAGUUUGUCCCAAGGUCGAUACACCUGGAGACACAACCAGGUUCUACGACAACUGGCGAUCACCCUGGAAGAAAGGAGAAGCACCACCAACGCCCUCCCUCCACCAAUGCCCAGACACUCGAACACCACCACCUUUGUAAAAGCAGGACAACUCCCAAUAAAACCAUCUGCAAGAGUCGAAACAACCAUCCUAGACUCUGCCCGAGACUGGAGGAUGCUGGUUGAUCUUGACAAGAAACUCGUCUUCCCGCCUGAGAUCAUAACAACUAACCUCAGACCAGACCUGGUCUUGUGGUCAACCUCCCAGAAGUCUGUGUUCAUUGUUGAACUAACUGUACCAUGGGAGGCUGCAGUUGGUGAAGCAUAUGAACGCAAACAACUGAAGUACGCUGACGUAGCAGCCGAGGCAGAACAGCGCGGCUGGCGUACGCAGGUGCUUCCGGUCGAGGUCGGAUGUAGAGGGUUUGUUGCCACGUCCACAACCAAGCUUCUUAAGAGGAUGGGAGUCCGAGGACAGUGUUCCGCAAAGCCGUCAAGUCACUGUCAGAAGCUGCAGAGCGAAGCAGCAACUGGCUUUGGAUCAAGAGAAAGGACCCCAACUGGGCUGCAAAAUGAAUAUGGAGGGGUAAAAGCGGAGGGGGGCACUCCUGGGACGCCAGGUGUCGCCGUUGAGCUCUCUGGAGGUGUCGUGGGCCUAUCAAUGAAACACCGGUGA
Mugil cephalus (flathead mullet) is the source of this 1035-nucleotide messenger RNA. RefSeq lists its product as uncharacterized. The record is from RefSeq and is a predicted model, not a curated record. The transcript has a single exon. NCBI's taxonomy places the organism in Eukaryota, Metazoa, Chordata, Actinopteri, Mugiliformes, Mugilidae. The coding region runs from base 1 to 1035 and encodes 344 amino acids.